CAAGGGCCGACGGACAGCCGACCUUCGGGAUGGGUGGUCACCCGCGGUAAGAUGGGAAUUUUUCAGGGUCUAGACUUGACUCGAGGAUGGUGGGAAACAAUGUUAGUUAGACCUACAUCAGAUCAGACAAACCCAAAUUUGGUUUUAUACCAACUUUUGUUAGCUCAUCCAACCACCCACUUCUGAGCUACUUGGUAAUCAGCUCUUUUACUGGAACACUUCAGGAUUCAUCGAAACUCCACACAAUAUUACAUCUACCCAAUUCACCGAACCCCUCCAAUUAGAAAAAGAAAAAAAAAACCAAAACCAAAAAAACCAUCUGCACUGCAUUUGCGUCAUGGGGAGGGCCGACGAUCGGACCUCACCGGCUGCGAGCUCGAGUUCGAGCUCGGGUAACAGCGGUACUAAACGAAGCCGCAAGCAUCGAGACGACGAGCCCGCCGCCGGUGCAACAGAGCACACAAAAAAGAAACACAAGAAGCGCAAGUCAGACCACGGCGUCAAUGGCGUCAUCAAAUCCUCGCAGAGGAGGUUGAGCCUGAGCAACGCCGCCCGCGACCCUCGCGACGAGCCCCCACCGAAGCCCAAAAAGAAGCCCGAGGCCCCGACGAGGUCACCAAGUCCCCUCAUAGACUUUGACGGCUUGAGCAGGCCAAGCGUCGGAACCCGCGCAAGACUGGAGGAGACCCCGGAGCAGGCGGCGGAGCGGCUGGAACGCAUGCGCGGCGCCGUCAGGACUCUGCUGGAAUGUGUCGGUGAGGAUCCAGAUCGGCAGGGCUUGCUGGCCACGCCCGACAGGUACGCCAAGGCUCUGCUCUUCCUCACCAAGGGCUACCAAGAGAACAUAAAAGACAUUGUGAACAACGCCAUAUUCCACGAGGGGCACAACGAGAUGGUCAUUGUCAAGGACAUUGAGAUUUUCAGCAUGUGCGAGCAUCAUCUGGUGCCGUUCACCGGCAAGAUGCACAUAGGUUAUAUUCCUGCCAACUCUGUUAUUGGACUUUCAAAGCUGCCCCGCAUCGCGGAGCUCUUCGCCCGCCGCCUGCAGAUUCAAGAGCGUCUGACCAAGGAGGUGGCGAAUGCAAUCUUUGAGGUGCUCAAGCCUCAGGGUGUUGCAGUGGUGAUGGAGUCCAGCCAUUUGUGCAUGGUGACGCGCGGUGUGCAAAAGACCACGGCUACAACCAUCACCAGCUGCGUCCUGGGCUGCUUCGAAGGCCGGGAGAGGACUCGUAAUGAGUUCCUGAGCCUGAUUGGUGUCAACAGGCACUGAUAUCAGUUUGGACAACGGCAGUGACGCCUAGCGAUGCAUGCCAAAAGGCUCAUAACAGGGCCUGCGGGGGCAAGAGAACGCUGUGUGCUCUGUCUCGUCCUGUUGUUUUACGGCGUUCAUGGUUGGGUAUUUCGGAUCUUUGGGUUUUAGGUGGGAACUGGAUUUCAACAUCGUACAAACCGGGCAGAGGGACCCCCGGUGGUUUGCAAUUUUCGCACUCGGAGUUUGCUAUGAGAGUUAGUCUAGAGUCUAGACGUCGGGCUCAACGCCCAACACUUAUGAAUAUUUAGCGUGGAUCAGAACACAGUGGGGUUUAUACACAUUGAUGGUUAUUUUCUGGGUAUCAGGAUGAGUGUGCAGAAGCGAGGACAAGAGGGCUCAAGCAUGAAGCAAGAAUGCAAGGACAAAUCAUGACACCCUCCGCACAACCUUGCCAACCUCACCCCUGCCA
Pyricularia oryzae 70-15 is the source of this 1721-nucleotide messenger RNA. RefSeq names its product GTP cyclohydrolase 1. The coding region runs from base 338 to 1270 and encodes 310 amino acids. Gene Ontology annotation, biological process: tetrahydrofolate biosynthetic process; tetrahydrobiopterin biosynthetic process. Gene Ontology annotation, molecular function: GTP cyclohydrolase I activity; GTP binding; zinc ion binding. The record is from RefSeq and is a predicted model, not a curated record. Gene Ontology annotation, cellular component: cytoplasm. Lineage: Eukaryota; Fungi; Ascomycota; Sordariomycetes; Magnaporthales; Pyriculariaceae. The transcript is spliced from 3 exons.